AUGGACCCCGCGGGUAUGGCCACGCCGGUGUCUGUACAGCCCCCGCGAGCAGCAGCUGCUGCUGCCGCAGUGCGGCGUUUGGGCAGCCCUAGCCCGCUGUAUGCAGUAUCCCUCUCCGUGGCUCUGUCUCGGCUCCUUCGGGUGAAACUCGCCGGCAGAACCGAUGCUGACGGCGAAGAGGGCGGCUGCGAGGUCCCCAUCGAGCACCCAAGCAGCAAAAGUGAAGAUGUUGCUCCUCCUGAAGGGGCUUUUCGGGGAUCAGCGGCAAGCCAGACGAGCAGCGCUGCUCAUAGCGUCGGCGGGGAUCUCGCGGAUACCGUCAAGGAGGCACAGGCACGAUCGAAGCCGCUGCUGACAGGCCACUUUGUUGUGCAAGUGCGCGCGCACUUCGAGAGGGCCCUCCUCGCGUGUGACGCCGACGCCACAGAGGGAGAAGAAGCUGAUACAGCCGACACAGCCAACGCGCGAGAGCUUCCUGAGGAAGAGGAGCAGCUGAGAUACCGUGAGGCCCUUACGGAGGCAGCGCUGCUUUGGAGCCUCGUGCUGCUCCUAGCGGCGGAACCAGCGCUGCUUGCGGCACGCGCAGAGGCAAGUAGCGAGCAGGGGUCUUCACCAGCUCUGCAUGCGCUUGCAUGCAGCUCGCCGCCGCAUUUCCGUGGUGGUGGCGUGAAGACAGCGAGCAGCACGGAGGCGGCGAUCGACGGAUCCUCCCGCGCAGACGUAGACGUAGACACCGUGAUGCGAGAGGCCCUUGCUGCUCUGGAGAUGAUCCUUCGCGUUUCGCCCCCAGCAGCCGCGCGCAUGUUGCCUGCAGUUCUUGAAUGGCUCGAUGCAGCUUUGGACUUCGGCGAUCGCAGAGAGUCGCCCCCUUUGCAGGAGGCACACCACGGAAGAGACAACUCGGAAGUGCGAUGCCUCUCUGGGGAGGCGCCCUCUUGGGAGGCUUCCACCGUCCUUCCGAAAGGCCCCCCGUUGGAAGAUGCUUUCGCCAGCCUCGGUGCAAGCAAGCCUCCGUCCACACGGUUCUGCUGCGUUCUUGGCGAAUCGCUCUCCUUGCCCCCCCCCUUAGGCCCUCUGCGCAGACGCAUGCAGCACCUUCAGCGCGUGCGUCUGCUGUCGCUUCUCCUGCGUUUUCCAAGAGUCCUUCGCGCGUCUGCGCGGCUCCUCGCCGUCUGCGCAGAGCACACCCCAACCGUCGAGAAAGGGGCUUCUGAACAAGCACCAGCUUCCCCCAGUCUACGCGGCACAACACCAGAAGUCGAAGGCGAGGGUGGGGAGAUUCCCAAGGCAGCCACUGAAUUGCAGGCGAACGCUCAGAGACGCAUCUGCUCGCACCAGGCAAAAGCCCUGUGCGCUGCGCUUCGCGACUUGGCAGAAGUGCUCUUUCCGGGAGCCGAAAAAGUUGGGGCUUUGGCAGCGAGUCACACCCGCUACGAUGCAUGCAACGGCUGCAGCAAGGCGACGGAAGAGCUGCUCGUUGCAGCAUUGCUGCCCCCCCAAAUCCGCUGGUCACCAGGGAGGGAAGUUGCUUCUCCUGCCUCAGAGAGCCUCACGAAAAUCGCCGAUUCUUCGCGCUCAAACAAAAUUCUUACAGCCGCAUACACCUGGACCGCUGCUGCGAAAUCGGGUGCGGGGGCCCCCGAAGACGCCCCGAGAAAGGCAGCUCUUCAUCUGCUUGCCAGCAUAAAGGGUCUCCUUUUGUCCUUUGCACUACGCAUCGAGGGUUCUCCAAGGUGCCGCGAGACUUUCGGGGCUGCUGCUGCGGCUGCGGAUAUGUCUGUUGUCAAUCAAGCGCAAGCCCUGCUGAAGCAGAUGAGCGAAUUCUUCAACUUGGCAACAGACUGGCCAUCAACAGUGCCUCUCUUGGAAGUGACACCGGUUCUCUAUGUCCACGCGGUAACAGGCUUGUGCUCUCGCGCGCUUACUGCCAAGCAUCUCCCCAAGGCGUAUCAGGUGAACUCGGCUCUUGCGGAUUCGCGUUGUCUGCUCUCCGCUGGCGCAGCCUCGGCAGUCGCUCAAAUUCAGCUCGAGGAACGUGGUGGCGUAAGAGCGGAUCAUCGUUGCCCUCUAACUGGACGAUUGCAGCUGCCUCAAGGGCUCCCUGAUGAGCAGCUCGUUGAGCGUCUUCCCCAGCUUCCGGGAGACAGGCCGCAUGCUAGUUACCCUCCGGCUGAAAAAGGUUUCCUGGCGUAUCUAAGUGAUGAAGGCGCCUUUCGCAUGGCUAUUCAGGUGGCCCGAAUGUUGAUCGCUCUCCUGGAGGACGAUGAACGCAUGUUCGGCCUUAUCGUUCCACCGCUUCUCCGGAUUUUAGACAUUCCACAGGCGGAAGUUCGCUUCUUGGGCUGGCAAUGUCUGAAUGCGUUCAUAAGCAACUGCCGGUCCGGUGGACUGACUAACUUUCGGCUGCCGAUCCUUCAGGUGCUGAUGGAUGGUUUUCCGAUCUUCACCGAGCUUGACAUCUGCUUCGAUGUCUAUCUGGAGGCAUUUACAACGGUUGUUUGUCGAACGUCUGUUGGCGAGUGUGAUCACGCUUUUUUGAACUGCCAGGAUUUUCUGAUUGACAUGUGCCAUGCAAUUUUACAUAACGGAGACAACGUUCGGUCCGUGUUUUUGAGGCGGACGCGGCCCCUUGUAACAUUUGCCGGCCAUUUGAUCAAUCUAAGGCUAUAUGACUGGAUGGAUGUCUGCCUAGAAGCGCUGGAAAGCCUCUCAGUUAGCGUCGUGAUAGAGGGAUUGCUAACUCUCGAACAGCUCCUUGCUCUCGGAAUUGACAUGGACGAGUUUAUGCCACAAAUACUUUGCCGUCUGGCCACCUCCGCCCAAGUUGCUGACGCUGAAUUUACGUCCCAAGGCAUAUACAGGAUUCUAUGGCUGUUGUCACGCGUCCUCAUGCCAGAUGUGAGGCUCAACGCUGUGCUAGCCUUGUCUACUAGUGGUUGGAUAUGCCCUGUGCAGGGAGUUGAAGAGAGCUGUAGUCUCAGUCACACAUCGAAUGGUACGCUCAGCGGACAAAGCACUCCUCUCGACGCUUAG
Molecule: messenger RNA, 3033 nt
Organism: Cyclospora cayetanensis
Lineage: Eukaryota; Apicomplexa; Conoidasida; Eucoccidiorida; Eimeriidae
Exons: 12
Coding region: 1-3033 (1010 amino acids)
Source: RefSeq, a predicted model, not a curated record